UGUGUAUAGUUUCUUUGUCCCCUUUCACUCACAUGCAUUUGUUCUCCCACUUCAAUUUCCCCCAUAAAUACACUCUUGUCAUUCCCAUUUUUCCCAAAACACAAUACUUUUCCCUUUCUUAUCAGGUGAUCUAUUUUCUACUCUUUUCUAAGCCCUUCAAUUCUCUCCGAAAAUGGCUCUAAUUAAGAAAACAAGCAAACACAUCACUCAAACAGCAGCCCUCAAACAAAUCCUCAAAAAAUGUUCUAGUUUUGGAAAAAAUAUUGAGAAUGGCUUCCCCCAUGAUGUCCCAAAAGGCCAUUUUGUUGUAUACGUGGGAGAAAAUAGGAGUAGGUACAUAGUUCCAAUUUCUUGGUUGACACAUCCAAGAUUUCAAAGCUUGCUUCAAAGAGCUGAAGAAGAGUUUGGUUUUAGCCAUGAUUUGGGAAUUACUAUUCCUUGUGAUGAAGAUGAUUUCUGCUCUCUGAUUUCCAUGUUCAGAUAGAGAAACUCAAGGAGUUUAUGAUCUUUAUAAUAUAUAUGGUGCACUAAGCUCUUGCUAUGCACGAAGCUCGAGAAAGAGCAGAUCCAGCAAUCAAGUGAAU
Molecule: messenger RNA, 584 nt
Organism: Nicotiana attenuata
Lineage: Eukaryota; Viridiplantae; Streptophyta; Magnoliopsida; Solanales; Solanaceae
Product: auxin-responsive protein SAUR50-like
Exons: 1
Coding region: 173-484 (103 amino acids)
Biological process (GO): response to auxin
Source: RefSeq, a predicted model, not a curated record